Molecule: messenger RNA, 2686 nt
Organism: Eleginops maclovinus (Patagonian blennie)
Lineage: Eukaryota; Metazoa; Chordata; Actinopteri; Perciformes; Eleginopidae
Exons: 4
Coding region: 44-856 (270 amino acids)
Source: RefSeq, a predicted model, not a curated record
UCAACUCGUCUUUUUACGAGACUCAAAGAUAAUUUUGUCUGAGAUGCAUCACACCUUCAAAGUGACAAAGUGGGGAUGGACACAAUGGCUCUUUCUCUACUUUAUGGUCUCAGGUACUUACUCUCUGAUCACAGUUUACCAGCCUCCUGUGCUCCCCGCUGCUCUGGGUUAUGACAUUAUAAUGCCGUGCGAACUCAGGCUUACUCACGAUGAGAGAAUGGACACUAUACCAGUUCUCUAUUGGAUGUACUUAACAGAGGACGGCACUGAUGAGAUCGUAGUGUGGAGCCAAGUUGAGAAUUAUUCAGGACGUACUGAGUGUCUGAACAAUAAUCAAAACUCUUCAAACAAGUCCAUACUCUUCAAGAAUGUCCAGUGGGCCGACAGCGGGAGGUACCUGUGCAAACUCUCCAUCAUAAAGAGAAAUAAAAGUUUCAGGAACAAAGGAAACAAAACAUUACUGAUGGUUUAUGACACCAUAAUCUUCAACCCCACCAGUCACAAUGACUCUCUGCUCCAUUGUAGAGUAAACGUGACACGGAGUAAGGGAUUUGCUUUGUCCAUUGUUCAAGAUGGGAUCAAACUCCAACCUGUUGGCUUUGCUCCGGAUGAUGCUGAUGCAGCUCUGCCCUUCAUCAGCCUCUAUGAGACUGUCCCUCUGAGGCGUAAAGGAGAGUACGAGUGUCAGUUACACCUGAACAAAGACCUGGUAACGAAAAGCAUCUUCGACUACCAACCGCCUGAGCCAAAUGUGAUGCUGCCUCCAGAGCCGUGGUUCCUGUAUGCGGGUCUCCUCCUGGUGCCCUUUACAAUCCUGCUGGCACUCGUAACUGCCCUGCUGGUGUACAGAUGCUAAGUUUGGUAACAUUUAGCAAUGGAAAUCAACUCAAUCAAUCUGACUGAAAAUGUUAUUCAUAAUAACAAUAUCAGACUGCAGGUAAAACUGUCCAUGCUCUGUUAGAUAUUUACAUAGCUGCAUUGUAUUUCCGGGGCAGCACCCUUCCAAGUGCCUUCAUAAUGGUUCAACAAACAGAAUCCCAAAAUCCAUAAUGCACCAGUCCACGUUGUUAUGGUGCAUUCUGGCAGUCAUUGUGAAUUCAUAAGUCUCCAUGCCAGGACUCUGGUUGAUUCUCCUGUUAUUGAACUGCAUUAAAAACUAUAGUUUAACGUGUUAAUAUGUAGAAUAUCUGAUAUGAGUUGCACAUUUAAACACAGGGUACAACAAAGGCAUUCCAACAACUUAUUGAUUGCCAUGAAAGAGUUUUUCUCCACAUCAUUCAUGCAUUCACAAUCUUGGCAUUUCCACAUUUAUCUGAAAAAUGGAGUUUAAUAGCUUCCAAUCUGGAGUGGCAAUGUAUCCAUUGAAUCGGGCGGGGUGGUUUAUGGUAGAACUUGGCAUGGCGGGUUGCGAUUUUAAAUGUGCACCCCUCGUCAAAUGAACUGUGAGUUGACGCUGCCACCAUCAUUAUAGUUUUUCAGUAGCCAAUUUAAAGUUGGGAAAUAUUUUGUGACCACAUGUGAAUAUUGGAAGCCAACCAACCUGUUUUAGGCCCUGAACUAAAUAGUGACAUACCAACUGAACAUGAAUUCUCAUUGGCAAUUGCUUGAAUUAAAUCCAUUAGCCCAAGAGUCAAUAACCAUUACUAUUAUUAAAGUGGAGGGUUCCAGUGACUUAAACACAUCACAAAACACUGUAAAUCUCUGUAAUAUUUUUGAUAUGCAAAUAAAAAAGAGAAAUCAUUUAUUUUGCCUUUUAUCAGUAGGAUAAAUCAAAUCUGUUUCAAGUAUUUGUUGACUAGUUCACAAUGAAAACUGUGUUUGACUGUGAAUAAUAAAGCAUAGGAAAAUAACCAAAUAUUUAAAAGUUUAAAUUAUAUAUAAAGCGACUAUGUUAAGACUAUUAUUGAUUCAAUCUUAUAGUUUAUUUUUGUUGGCUGCACAUAUGCUCAAUCAUAUGUUUAGUGUGGUUUUGAUUUCCUUGAAAUGUUACCUUUAAAUCGGAAAAUACAAGUUAACACCGACCCACACGUUCGUCCUUCAUUAGAAAUGCACAUGUCUGGUUCUCCUUUCCGACUUUGAAUCAUAAUUUCUUCACAAUUCUUUCUGUUUCCUUUUUUACAAAUGAUCAAACGUGUCUUUGAUACUUUAUCGCCCUCUAACGGUGACUGAGGGUAGCUGCAUAAAAAGGCAACCAUUCGGAGUGACCCUCUCUCACUUUUAUCAUAAAAAGCAUUUUACAGGUAACUUUUCUAGAAAGUUAUAAUAAAACCAAACUGACGACCAAUUGAAAUAUUUAAGAAGCAACAUCUGUGCCUGAAAUAACCAAAAGUAAAGCUAAAAAUGGGUAUUUGUAUAACUAAAAGGUAUAUUUGUGGGCGAUAAAACAAGUUUAACUCUUCAUAGUUUCAAGUUUAAUUCAUCAUAGAUAACCCCACCCACCCUCUCCACCUGCAGCUGGAAGGACAGCGGAGCUCUUUCUCCAACAGACUGCUCCAACUCCCCUGUCACAAGGACAGGUACAGGAGAACAUUCCUGCCCACUGCAAUAACACUUUACAAUAAUUCCCCUCUGGCUGGCAGACAACUCACCGCUCCAUAGCCUCUCUGUGAACUGGGGAUAACAUGCACACAUUUAUACAUUUAUGUUAUAUGUUCAUGUAAUAUUCCAUUACAUUGCACUAUUUACU